Boleophthalmus pectinirostris (great blue-spotted mudskipper) is the source of this 1323-nucleotide messenger RNA. Its product is annotated as phosphatidylinositol polyphosphate 5-phosphatase type IV-like. The transcript has a single exon. The coding region runs from base 16 to 1323 and encodes 435 amino acids. Gene Ontology annotation, molecular function: inositol-polyphosphate 5-phosphatase activity. Lineage: Eukaryota; Metazoa; Chordata; Actinopteri; Gobiiformes; Gobiidae. Gene Ontology annotation, biological process: phosphatidylinositol dephosphorylation. The record is from RefSeq and is a predicted model, not a curated record.
UUACGGGCAGCUAAUAUGAUUGACAGGGAUUGCUUGGAUUACAUGGGGCAAGCCAAAUGCAAUGAAAGACUGCACCGGAACCUGAGUGAUAGCCGGCUUCUGGAGAAUAUGGGAUUGGACAGUGCCUCAGUCAGCUCAAUGAGAUCCAACUACAGUGUGCUAAGCCCCAUCAAGGCAAAGGACGUGAGGAACAGAAGCUUUUUGGAGGGUAGUGUGCUUGGAAGUGGUGCCCUUCUUGGAGCAGAGGAGUUGGACCGCUACUUUCCUGAAAGACAACUGGGAAUCUAUAUUGCCACAUGGAACAUGCAGGGAGAAAAGGGGCUGCCAGUCAACUUGGAUGAUCUCCUUCUUCCAACUGAUUCAGAAUUUGCACAGGACAUUUAUGUUAUUGGAGUUCAGGAGGGCUGCCCAGAUAAGAGGGAAUGGGAGACCCGCCUUCAAGAGACUCUGGGGCCCUACUACGUCAUGUUGUAUACAGCUUCCCAUGGUGUUUUAUAUCUUAGUAUCUUUGUUCGAAGAGAUCUCAUUUGGUUUUGCUCAGAGGUGGAACAUGCCACAGUCACAACCAGAAUCAUCUCUCAAAUUAAGACAAAAGGAGCUGUUGGAAUCAGUUUUACCUUAUUUGGGACUUCCUUCCUGUUUAUAACAUCACAUUUUACAUCUGGGUAUUCCAAAGUCUAUGAGAGAAUUCUAGACUACAACAAAAUCAUUGAAGCUUUAGCUCUCCCAAAAGGUCUUCCAGAUACCAACCUAUACCGCUCCACACCGUCUGAUGUCACCAAAAGAUUUGAUCAGGUAUUUUGGUUCGGAGACUUUAACUUUCGACUCAGUAAAAAUAGAGUGGAAAUUGAAAACAUUAUAAAUCGAACUACAGACAAAGACAUGGGCUCUCUGCUGGAGCAUGACCAACUCUGCAAGGAAAUAAAGGAUGGUUCAAUAUUCAAAGGUUUUCAAGAGGCCCCAAUACACUUUCUACCAACAUACAAGUUUGACAUAGGCUGCGAUAUCUACGACACAUCUUCCAAACAAAGAACACCAUCAUACACAGACAGAAUCCUCUUCAGGAGCAGACAGUCUCAUGACAUUCAGGUCAUUAAAUACACCAGUUGCACCAACAUCAAGACCUCAGACCACCGGCCCGUCAUCGGAGUCUUCCAGGCCAAACUGAGGCCAGGCAGGGACAAUAUCCCUCUAGGAGCAGGACUGUUUGACCGUGACCUUUACUUGGGGGGCAUCCGGAGAAGACUAACGAAGAAGAAGAAGCUGAAGAGGAAGGAAGUUAUGAAAAACCAAAGCAGCAGCUCCAUCUGCACCAUCUCUUGA